Penicillium longicatenatum is the source of this 951-nucleotide messenger RNA. Its product is annotated as EGFR-like transmembrane domain-containing protein. The record is from RefSeq and is a predicted model, not a curated record. NCBI's taxonomy places the organism in Eukaryota, Fungi, Ascomycota, Eurotiomycetes, Eurotiales, Aspergillaceae. The transcript has a single exon. Bases 1 to 951 code for a protein of 316 amino acids.
AUGCUUUCCCUACAGUCCCUGGCCCUGGUGGCUGCGGCCGCCAUAAUGAUGCUGGCCAUGGCUAGCGCGCAGAGCGCGGCGGCAUCAACAACGACGAUCCACCUGAUGGAGAGGCUCCUCACCGAGAACAUGACUUUGCUAGAAGGAAGUGUGAUCUCGGCCGACGCGACAGCCACCACGCUCGAACUGGACUGUAAAGCUUCAGCGAGCUCAAUCUGCACUUCUUCCGGUAUGCUCUGGCCGCAGACCGUUACCGUCGGGCCAUCUGUCCAAGGAAUGAAUUUCGAUAUCACCACUUACUGGGGCUCAACACUGUGGAUUGUUUCGGCGAGCGCGUCGUGCGUGGUUACGAACACCUCCAUGGGCGCCGAGUGUGUGCUUUCCACAAGUUCAUGGCACUCUGCUGGGACUACCAUAAACUCAUCAUCGGUAGACGGGACCACUGUUACCGUCGAGCCGACUCUGGCCUUUGGCACUGUUCCUGUUGUUUCGGGCUUGGACAAACUUGCUACGGCCACCACAACUGAUGCUUCACCUGCCAGCGCUGCUACCACGACAUCGGCACCAAACACCGGUACUGCGACAGCAACGAAUAAUCCAUCUACCUCUCCAUCUUCAUCUGACAAUGCCUGGAUCGCGGGCCCCGUGAUGGGCGCUCUAGCUGGAAUUGCUUUGGUUGGAGCAUUGGCAUUUUGGUACUUCCGACGGACUCGCAAUAACGCUGCAGAUACAGAAGGCGCCAAUUUCGCAGGGGCUGGAGCUGCAGGAGCCGCAGAUUGGGACAGACGACGAGAACUACAGGGCACAUAUGAGCCUCCAGAGCUUCAAGGCAAUGCACCUCCCUCGGGACUUCAUUCAGAAGCUACCAAGGUGGAGCUGCCAGCUACGCAAUUGGAUUUGGAUAAAAAAAGAGAGAUGGAGACCCGGCGCAAUACUCAUGAGCUGCCGUGA